AUGGCUCAUCGGUGUCUCUGCGUUUCCCGAUCCAAACAAGAAGCACCAAGAUCUUUCUCUAUAAAGCAUCAAUCUGAUUGUCUGUUUAUACCCGUUUCCUUCUCCUCCAUCGCUUCUCCUUUACUUUGCAGCUAUCUUCUCCAUUUCUUCCAUGUUUUCUCCGAGAUUGUAAAUCAAUUAAAGCUUCUUAAAAUACCGGGAUCGAGAAUCAACCUACCGUAUGGAUGGAUUGUAGCUUUUUUAGCUGUAAGUGUAGUUGAAGCAGUUGAGGUGAGGAAUGGGAACAAGAGAAAUGGUAAGCAUGUAAGAUGUGCACAUAAGAAUCCUCAAGGUGACCCUAUGUCUGACUAUGCUCCACAUCCUGCAAUUGUAUUGAAGGUUAAGCCAAUCAUGUAUCAAAUGGUGUAGGAAAUGGUUGGUAAAAUGGGCUAUAAAGUUCUAAUAGAAGUUGCUUUUUGAAAGAAGUUAACAAUGUCAACCAGGCCUUGAGAGAGAAUGAAGAAGAGGUGCACAAUAUAAAAGUAUGUGGAUGAUAAGAACAAGAUUUGUAGAUCUUGGUAUACUCUAAGAGAAGGACAAGGAAAUAUGAUGAUGUAGAACUACUCUGUUUAUUUUUUGAUUCCAAAUACAUUUCAAGUGAUUCACUCUUUCAACAUUGCUCUUUGAGCCACG
This is a messenger RNA of Lactuca saligna, 672 nucleotides long. The record is from the annotation of a GenBank genome assembly. Lineage: Eukaryota; Viridiplantae; Streptophyta; Magnoliopsida; Asterales; Asteraceae.